AAAAGGACUGAGGCUGUUCCCCAUGGCUGGAUCUGGUGUUGGAGACACCAAAGGAGAGUGUGGUCGCCAGAUGUCCUCAAGCCAGAAAGAAGAGGACAACGACAAAAAGAAAAAUCCACUUAAGAUGUUGGAAGCCCUGAGCAAAGAUGUCAUCAAUGAAUUUCUCGAUAGCGUGAUGGAAAAAAAUGUGCUGAAAGUAAAGGAAGAAGACAAGCAAAAAUAUCAUGGUGCCAAAACACAAGACAAGGCCCGGGUUUUGGUAUCCUCUCUCCGAGACAAACAAGAGGAGGCCGUCCGAUUACUUCUGGAAACCUGCCUUCACCUGGAAGGAAAGCCCAGCAAUACAGAAGCAUCUCCGGCAAUCAAGGCUGAACCAGCUGAGUCAGCAGAACCUACAGAUACCCUCAAGCUUUGCCCUUAUGAAGACUUCCUGAGACUGAGUAAAGAACGGGCUGAAGAGAUCUAUCCCAUAAAGGAGAAAAACGAUCGCACUCGCCUGGCUCUCAUCAUAUGCAAUACAGAGUUUGACCAUCUUGCGCCGAGGAAUGGGGCUGACCAUGACAUCGUGGGGAUGAAGGGGCUGCUUGAGGGCCUGGGCUACAGUGUGGAUGUAAAAGAGAAACUCACAGCCAGGGUAAGGGCCCCUCACCCACCCCAGACUCACACAUAUUCAACACACAUCCUUCCACUAACUACUCCAACCAUCCCACGAAACUGGAUAAAAUGUGAUUGGCGUGUGUUUUCACAAUUCUUGUUGAGUUCCAAAAACCCAGUGGCAGCCAGCUCCUCACAGUCACCUGAGAACCCAGUGGCAGCCAGCUCAUCAGAGUCACCUGAGAACCUGGAGGAAGAUGCCGUGCGCAAGGCCCACGUGGAGAAGGACUUCAUUGCUUUCUGCUCCUCCACCCCACAUAAUGUGUCCUGGAGAGACGUCACAAAGGGCUCCCUCUUCAUCACACAGCUCAUCACAUGCUUCCAGAAAUACUCUUGGUGCUGUCACCUACAGGAAGUAUUUCGGAAGGUACAACAAUCAUUUGAAACACCAAGUGUUCAAGCCCAGAUGCCUACCAUUGAACGACUAUCCAUGACAAGAUGCUUCUACCUCUUUCCUGGAAAUUGAAUAUAGAAACUACAGGCAGCCCUGCCCACCUUUAUAAACUUCAGGAAGCACCUUUGCCAGUACAUUGUACAACACAUGCAUUUAACCUUUUAUUUUCUGAUAAGAAAUUUUCUGAUAAGAAGUCUGCCGUUAUUCUUAUCUUUUUCCCUCUGACUACAGGGUGCCUUUUGCUCUGGCUAUUUUAA
Molecule: messenger RNA, 1305 nt
Organism: Propithecus coquereli (Coquerel's sifaka)
Lineage: Eukaryota; Metazoa; Chordata; Mammalia; Primates; Indriidae
Product: caspase-4-like
Exons: 10
Coding region: 23-1120 (365 amino acids)
Biological process (GO): regulation of apoptotic process; proteolysis
Molecular function (GO): cysteine-type endopeptidase activity
Source: RefSeq, a predicted model, not a curated record